AGAGGCAGGGGGCGGGACCUGGCUGCCCAGUUUAAAGUGGGUCUGAAUCUUCACUUGAUGUCUAGUCUCUCUGUUCGGGUGCACACGGAUUGACCACUCCUCUGGGCUUUUCUCUUUUUUCCUUGGAUAUCUGGGGGGAAAACUAAUCCACAAACAUGACUGACGCGCAACAAGAGGCCCGCUCCUACCUGAGCGAGGAGAUGCUGGCUGAGUUCAAGGCAGCCUUCGACAUGUUUGACACCGACGGUGGCGGUGACAUCAGCACCAAGGAGUUGGGUCAAGUGAUGAGGAUGCUGGGCCAAAACCCGACAAGAGAGGAGUUGGAUGAGAUCAUCGAGGAGGUGGAUGAGGACGGUAGCGGCACCAUCGACUUCGAGGAGUUCUUGGUCAUGAUGGUGAGGCUGCUAAAGGAGGACCAGGCCGGCAAGAGCGAGGAAGAGUUGGCAGAGUGUUUCCGUGUGUUCGACAAGAACGGUGACGGCUACAUCGACAGAGAGGAGUUCUCCCUCAUCAUCCGCAGCACCGGCGAGCCCAUCUCAGAGGAUGAGAUUGAAGAGCUGAUGAAGGAUGGAGACAAGAACUCCGACGGCAUGCUGGACUUUGACGAAUUCCUCAAGAUGAUGGAGAAUGUGCAGUAAAACCACAAAGACUCAUGGACAUUCCUCCUCCUCCCUGUGAACCCCAUUCUGAACGCACCUGACCCCCCACUGACCCACUCAAACACUCCCUCCUCCCCCCUGUCCACCUGGUUCACUGCCUCUCUUCUCCAUCCGUACAGACAUCCUCAACAGACAGCUAGGGCACCCGGCGGGGGUCGCUGGGGGGUGGGGGGGGGGCUUCGCUCUUCCCCAGCUCGCUUGUGAUUGCAGACAGCCCGUGGAUGCUGCGCUGACGCUGUCCCCCGUGACAGGAAGGCAAGGCUGCUAUGGGAAACUCACUGCACACACCUUGUUGUGGUGUGCAUGUUGACAGCGACCCCCCCCCCCCCCACACCUCCUGCUGGUAAAGCUCUGAUCUAGAUGUAGAUCUAGAUAGCACUGCAGCCUGUUACCUGCUGCUUAGACCAACUCAUUCAACCACUUCACUGUACAAAGAAGUCAUUGGCUUGAAGAGAAUAAAUGAAUUAACACAUGCUCACUUGUAGUUGGUCUGUCAUAUUUAUGGUCUGUGUAAAAAGUUUGUUUUGAGGAAUAUCAAUAAAAUCUGUUUGUUUCUUC
Sebastes umbrosus (honeycomb rockfish) is the source of this 1217-nucleotide messenger RNA. It is a transcript of the gene tnnc2, whose product is annotated as troponin C type 2 (fast). Gene Ontology annotation, molecular function: calcium ion binding. Gene Ontology annotation, cellular component: myosin II complex. NCBI's taxonomy places the organism in Eukaryota, Metazoa, Chordata, Actinopteri, Perciformes, Sebastidae. The record is from RefSeq and is a predicted model, not a curated record. The transcript is spliced from 6 exons. Bases 156 to 638 code for a protein of 160 amino acids.